Chlamydomonas reinhardtii is the source of this 1354-nucleotide messenger RNA. RefSeq lists its product as uncharacterized. The record is from RefSeq and is a predicted model, not a curated record. Bases 269 to 649 code for a protein of 126 amino acids. NCBI's taxonomy places the organism in Eukaryota, Viridiplantae, Chlorophyta, Chlorophyceae, Chlamydomonadales, Chlamydomonadaceae. The transcript has 7 exons.
CAUGACGACGCCAGGCGGGACGGAGCGCGGGGGUUUCCUUUCGCUUCUACAAAACCUGGAGCCUUACAUCCACCCGCGCACGGGAACUCGACGGCUUUGUGGAAGGAAAAGACCCUACAUGGCGACAUCAGCGCGUGCCGUGGUGGAACCUAGUAGCCCAGCCGGCGGCAGUUCGGAGGAGGAAGCAGUUCGCAACAAGCGGAUCCGCGUGCUGGAGGCACAGCUGUCGCGGGAACAGCGCUUGCGCCAGGAGGCGUUAACGCAGACCAUGCAGAUGCGAGCGAUCCUGGCGGCGGUGGCGGCUGGUGACCAUCAGCCGGCGGCGCUGGACUCGGCUCUGGAGGCUUUAGAGGCGGCGCUGAACCAGGGCCACCCGCAGCCGCAGCCACAGGCUUCAGCAGCAGGGGGCGCGGCAGCCGGGCCCUCGGCUCCACCGGCGCCCCCUGCUCAGCUGCUGGAGGCGGGCCAGGUGGCGCCACGACGGCAGCAGCUGCAACAGCCGCAGCAGCAGCGGGCCGGCAUGGCCGCGGCAGCUGCUGUGGGCACCGUGCCGGGUGUGGCUGCGGAGGGCGCGGGUCCGGCAGACACGGCAGCGGAGGAGAACGCGGCGGCGGGUGCCUCGGUUGGGGCCUCGCUCGGCGGCGGCUGAGGGCACGUCAGCAGCCCGCGGCGCCUCGGGCAGCGGCGGCUCCUCCGCCGCCACGGUCGGCGACUCGGGGGCUGGCUCCGCCGACCCAGCAGUUGGCUCUCUCUAGGUGCUGCCGCUACUGCUGCCACUGCCGCAUCUCGCGCUGCAGCGGCUGCUGCCCCACCGGACCAGGAGGCGGCGGCUGCUGAGGACCAGGUGACGGAGGCUGCUGCGGUGUCAGCGGCAAGCCACAAGCGCCCGCGCGCCGGCACCUUCGCUAGCGGCGGUGGCGGAGGGAAAGGGGAGGGGGGAAGCGGCCUGCGGGCCAGGGCAGCAGGGGUAGCCGCGCCAUGGCCGCAGCAAAAGCGACAGCGAAAGCACGCAUUAGCGCACGCACAGGAUGCUGUUUAUUGCUUGGUAAGCAUACCGUACAUUGUUGUUUGCCGGUGUAGUCGCGGAAUGUUGGCGCGGGGGUUUGUAGGUACCGUAAAAAGGGUGUGACUUCAGUUGCGCGGGCGUGGCAAUGGUCGCGGCCAUAAGCAUGCCAGCCACAUGCGACACGCGUGUCCGACAGCCCGAGUGUGUGGUCGGCUGCGUGCAAGGUUUGAGGCACACAGGGCUGAGGCCAGGGCGGGAUCUCUCCUCGGGUGAGCGUGCGUGUCUCGUACGUUUUUGGGGCCCUAGCUUAGUCCACGGCUGUCGUCCCACAUGUAACCUCUAUCAGCC